AGGUUACUUUUAGUAAAGCUCACGAAGUGUUAAGACGUUCCAGUUGUAUUAAUAAGAUACUGGUCUUUAUUUCAUUGUAAUUUUGUUUGUAUUGUACAAGUUUUUUUUUAUAAAUUAUUUUGUCUCUAAACGACGAUUUAAAAAAAAUUAAAAAAACAAAAUGUUGCACACUGUCCGAAGUAAUGCUGAUUUUGAUAGACAAUUGUCGGCCGCUGGCGGCCGUUUGGUGGUUGUCGAUUUCACGGCCAGCUGGUGUGGUCCCUGCAAGAGUAUUGAACCCAAAGUCAGAGCGCUAUCGCGCAAAUAUAAGGACAAAGCAGUUGUGCUAAAAGUGGACGUGGACAAGUGUAGCAAUGUGGCACAUGAUUAUCGAGUAUCUUGUAUGCCCACGUUUGUAUUUAUCAGAAAUGGACGUAAGAUCGAUCGUUUUUCAGGAGCUGAUGAAAUGGAGUUGGAGUACAAAAUGUCUAAAAUGGCUAAAGUUAAAUGAGACAGAUGAUUGUAAUGUAAAUGAAAACUAUAAAAUUAAAAUUUUAAAUAUUUAUAACAGAGGUUUUUAAAAAAAAUUGUAAUGUACUUAACUUUAUUGUAAUUUAACCAAUGUAAAGUGCAUCUGGUAUGCAAUUAAAAAAAUUAAAGAAGCAAUGUGAAACUAUUGUAUGUUAAAUUAUGUAAUAAAAUGUCAAU
This is a messenger RNA of Bactrocera latifrons, 687 nucleotides long. Its product is annotated as thioredoxin-2. The transcript has a single exon. The record is from RefSeq and is a predicted model, not a curated record. NCBI's taxonomy places the organism in Eukaryota, Metazoa, Arthropoda, Insecta, Diptera, Tephritidae. Gene Ontology annotation, molecular function: protein-disulfide reductase activity. Bases 161 to 490 code for a protein of 109 amino acids.